CCACCACGCGUCCACAAACCAUGUUAGACUCCAGUUCACUGUCAUCCCUAUCGCCCUCUCCGGAGCCGACACCGUCUAGUCUCAUGCUUGGUCCGCGUGCUUCUUUGCGACGGAAUGCUGCCAGAAAGGCCGCUGACAACGUUAGAGAGCAACUGGUUAGUUCGGACGAUGAAGACGAAGAGGGCAGCAGCACCGUGUACACCACAGAGAACGUUCAUUCAAAGCCGCACGCACGAUCUUUCCUCGACACUAGCCACCAUCGAGUAGGCUAUGGGAAACGGUUAGGUCCCUCAAGACGUCGAACAUCGCCAGCAUAUACCUCGCAGGCUACGAAUCCUCCAACCGCACCUUCUUCUCCAACAGCUGUUCGCGUGCACAGCUCACCUACCACAAUCAAUGCUCCUUCUCAAACCACUCCCCCCAAAACCAUGACGCGUGAUGCUCUGUUUGCAUCGUCCCCUUUAACUCCUUUCACACCUUCGGUGCCUUUGACGCCAUCGAAACGCCGUGCCCGUGGUCGAACGUUGGAAGAGUCACCCUCUCCAACCAAACGAGCGCGUCUAUCAAUGUCUCAACCGAUUAUGUCUGAUUCAACCCGAACAGUCCAGUUGACUCCAUCGAAGAGAAAGAUUAUGGAUGAUAAUUGGAGUCGAGAGCGGUUAGAAGGCGUUGUUUGGGUCAGACUAGAACUUGGGGGCCGUCCCGUAGAAGGGAACGAGGGGCCAGAUGGAGGAUACUGGUGGGUGGCUAAACUGAACUGCGAAAGCUGGAGGACACCACUCCUCCUGGGACUGAUUGGUGACGAUGGACACCUACCGAAUCGCUUGCUUACCUUGACUUCGCCAUCGUCGGCGAAUCUUCUCACUUUCAACGAUCCACGGACUAUGCUGCCUAGAUUUGACAUCUACACUUCCCGACUCCCAGUUGACGCGCAUACCCAGGAAGAUGGCACCUCAAAACAGAAAGCAACGAAGCAGAAACCAAACAAAAGGGAAGAAACCCGUUGGGCGAGCAUGAUGGCUCUGGCUCAUGCUCUGCAUGAAGACGAUUUACCGGAGAUAGAAGACGCACUGAUAGAACCUAUUAAACCUAACUUUGAUGCUACGAACGGUUCGCAAAGGACAUUAAAACGGAAGGAGAGAGUUGAACGUAUGCUUGAGGAAGAAAGGUCUGAUGUCCUGCAGCAGGUCAUUGAUGCAGGCCCAGAUUCCACGCUGGAGAUUCCCGGGGAGCUCGUUCUUGCACAAGAUCGAAGUACUGCUUUCUGGCCCGCUAUUAUUCAUGCAUACGAGCCUGCUACCGCGACAAAAGGAAGAAAUCGAUUCGGACGAUAUCGGGUGGAAUACAUGGAUCGCACGUUUGGGCAUUUGAAGCGAGAUCAGUUCUUCUCACGGGACGAAGACGGGUUUGCCACUUGCAAAUUGGGGACGUUUACAAAUCAAGCUGAUGAUGAAACGGAUGAUGAACGAGAGGCCAACCGGCCUCCUACACCGACACCUUUGCCUCCUCCUCCUCCCAAUGUCGUGGCUGCGCUAAGUAUGCCCAUUCGCGACUUGUUGCGUCACACUCGGAAUGUGCUCCAGCUUGUCAUUUUGUCUAAAUACCCCCCAAGCAUUGAUCGUUGCGCUGCGUUUUACAAGGGCGGCCGCGACAGGAAGAACCUUGCAACAUUCGGUACAGAAAUGGGCAGUUUUGAAGCAAAUACUAGGGCUGCUAUUCGAAAGGAAGUUAUACGAUGGGCUCUAGGCACGACUUCAUCCGGCCCAUCCCUGGGGGCGGACGCAGGCCUUGUAGAGGUGUCAAGUGCGCCGUCAACAGAACAAGAGACAGCCGUGGAAAGCCAAUCGAGCGAAGAAGACGAGCGGCAAGGGGAAUACAAGCAGCUACACAACGCACCGCCUGCCGCACCUGAUGACAACAUGAAGGUUGGCGGAAACAUGAAAGUUACGAUUCAGCAACGACCAAGAGGUUGUGAAGCAUACGAAGCGCUAAGCGAGCCUGAGCGGCUACAGUUCUCGAUUGACAUUUUGGUGCCUGAGGCUGCCAUGCAACUGCUCGCAUGGCACGGUGGAUAUCGAUUCAGCAUUCCGGGGCCGUCAGACUCCAGCGGUGACCUCUCUCCUGAGGUGAUUGAGACAGAAAACAACCUCCACAACACACUUGCCCAGCUCGCCUUGAUACGACCGGCAAGUGAGUGGGUUAACAGGGUCACGUCUGUUCGAAGUUCAAGGCGGGCGGCUUUGGAAUCCAAAGGUGUCAUUCAAACAGAAGAAAACGUUCCUGAGGUAAAGAGAUUGACUGGGUCGUUUUCAAGACCCAACGCGGGCAGAAAGAUUAAUGGAAUGUGGUUCGUCGUCUGGAUAUACGUCUAUGCUGAUGCUACAGAAUGA
Molecule: messenger RNA, 2390 nt
Organism: Dacryopinax primogenitus
Lineage: Eukaryota; Fungi; Basidiomycota; Dacrymycetes; Dacrymycetales; Dacrymycetaceae
Exons: 6
Coding region: 21-2390 (789 amino acids)
Source: RefSeq, a predicted model, not a curated record